AUGAAGCUCUUUACCUCUGCAAUUCAAUGGCAAUGGCUGCUCCUUCUUCAACUUAUCUUCCUCUCCUUGACAACCUGCGGCAGCCUGCCGCACGAAAUUCCUAGGCUCGCCCCAUUCUACGAGCCCAUCCUACAACACUCAUCUUCCAAACCUCUUCCCCCCGACUUCAAAACCUUUUACUACACACAAACCUUGGACCACUUCAAUUACGCACCUCAAAGUUAUGCCACUUUUCAACAGAGAUACAUAGUGAACUCCAAGUACUGGGGUGGCGCCCAAUCCAACUCCCCUAUCUUCGCAUGGCUCGGCGCGGAAGAUUCCAUCGACUAUAGUCCUAAGAGUGCCGGAUUUCUCACCAAUAUUACCCCUCAUUUUAAGGCCCUUCUCGUCUACAUAGAGCAUAGGUUUUACGGAGAAUCGAUACCGUUUGGAGAAGGGCUAAUAAACGAUACAAUUCGGGGGUAUUUCAACUCCGCGCAAGCACUGGCGGAUUAUGCAGAGGUGCUUUUAUAUAUAAAAAACAGUUUACAAGCCCACGAUUCUCCGAUAAUUGUUAUUGGAGGAUCAUAUGGAGGAAUGCUUGCUUCGUGGUUUCGGUUGAAGUAUCCACACAUUGCUCUUGGUGCUUUAGCUUCAUCAGCACCAAUUUUAUACUUUGAUAACAUUACAGCAGAAGAUGCAUAUUAUUCUAUAGUGAGCAAAGACUUUAGGGAAGUUAGUGACACCUGCUAUCAAACAAUAAAGCAAUCAUGGUCGAUUAUUGACACAAUUGCUUCCCAGCCAAACGGCCUCUCCAUUCUUAGUCGCAAGUUUAAUUUUUGUCAGAAUUUAAACUCGGCGUUGGAGCUAAAGAAUUACUUGGAUAGGAUGUAUUGUGCGGCCGCUCAAUAUGACAUGCCGGCCACACAACCAGUGAGGGUGGUGUGCGGCGGCAUAGAUGGCGCACCCAAAGGGGCUGAUAUUCUUGACCGGAUACAAGCUAGUGUUGUCGCCAUAAAAGGGAAUAAACCCUGCUAUACUGUUUCCGCCAUAGAAGGGAAUAAAUCUUUCUAUACUGUUUCUGCAGGAGGGGAUGAUGGGUGGAGUUGGCAAACUUGUAGUGAACUGGUGUUUCCCAUAGCGAAAGGAACUGACUCCAUGUUCGAUCCAGCUCCUUUCAAUCUGGAGCAAUAUUCCCAGUCCUGCAUUAGUGCUUUCGGUGUUCCCCCUCGACCCCAUUGGGUCACGACAUAUUUCGGAGGACAAGAUAUUAAAUUAAUUCUUCGAAAUUUCGGAAGCAACAUUAUAUUUUCGAAUGGCGGGAGAGACCCGUAUAGCAGUGCUGGAGUUUUGAAAGACAUAUCGGAUACCAUCCUUGCGGUUUAUACCCAAAAUGGCUCUCAUUGUUUGGACAUACUUGGGGAAACAGCUAUGGAUCCAGCAUGGUUAACCAACCAACGAAAGAAGGAGGUUAAAAUAAUAGAAGGUUGGAUAACCAAGUAUUAUGCUAACAUUCGAGCCAUCAAGAACAAGGCCGUCCCAAUAAAAAUUGGAACCUUAAUUUGGACCUUGAAGUAUCCACACAUUGUUCUGGGUGCCUUAGCUUCAUCAGCUCCCAUUCUGGGUGCCUUAGCUUCAUCAGCUCCCAUUCUCUACUUUGACAAUAUCACACUACAAAAUAGAUAUUAUUCUAUAGUGACCAAAGACUUUAGGGACGUUAGUGAGAGUUGUUAUCAAACUAUAAGAAAAUCAUGGUCUAUUAUUAACAAAAUUGCUUCCAAGCCAAACGACCUCUACAUUCUCAGUCGCAAAUUCAAGCUUUGCCAGGACUUAAACUUGUCGAGGGAUCUAAAGGAUUACUUGGAUCUGAGGUACUCCGUCGCCGCUCAAUAUGACACACCGUCAAAAUAUCCAGUGACGGAGGUGUGCGGCGGCAUAGAUGGCGCUCCCAAAGGGACUCAUAUUCUUGACCGGUUUUUUGCUAGAUUCUUCGCUAGUGAAGGAAACCAAUCUUGCUACAGUAUUCCCACCGGUAAUGCUAUUUGGGGAUGGAGUUGGCAAAGAUGUAGUGAAAUGGUGAUUCCGAUCGAGCAUGGCGAUGGCGCAACCAAGUUCUUUCCAGCUCCUUUCAAUUUGCAACAAUUUUCCCAGGACUACAUUAAUCUCUUUGGGGUUCCACCUCGACCACAUUGGAUCACAACCUAUUAUGGAGGACAGGAACUAUCUACACUAGCGUACACAGCUCGUUCCCUUCCUCUGCGGCCAGGGACUGCUCGGCUUCAUCGAUGGGUCCAAUCUGUGUCCUCCGACGACCCUCGCCAUCAAGCCACCACCGGCUGCUGCUGCUACGCCGCCGGCGCCACCGCAGCCGAACCCAACGUAUGCGGUGUGGAUACAACAAGAUUAGUCGAUCUUGUCACUCUUGAUUUCCUCCCUCAUGGCGGAAGUGAUAUACCUUGCUGUUGGCCGGAACACCGCCCAGGAGGUGUGGAACUCCAUCACCCCCGCCUUGGCGUCCUUCUCUCGCUCCCGAUGUCUGAGCCUCCUCGGCGAGUUCUAAACACUCCGGCUAGGCGACAAUACCCCGACUGA
This is a messenger RNA of Ipomoea triloba (trilobed morning glory), 2571 nucleotides long. RefSeq names its product lysosomal Pro-X carboxypeptidase-like. Lineage: Eukaryota; Viridiplantae; Streptophyta; Magnoliopsida; Solanales; Convolvulaceae. The record is from RefSeq and is a predicted model, not a curated record. Gene Ontology annotation, biological process: proteolysis. The coding region runs from base 1 to 2571 and encodes 856 amino acids. The transcript is spliced from 14 exons. Gene Ontology annotation, molecular function: dipeptidyl-peptidase activity; serine-type exopeptidase activity.